Molecule: messenger RNA, 4334 nt
Organism: Trachymyrmex septentrionalis
Lineage: Eukaryota; Metazoa; Arthropoda; Insecta; Hymenoptera; Formicidae
Gene: HDAC4
Product: histone deacetylase 4
Exons: 18
Coding region: 728-3952 (1074 amino acids)
Biological process (GO): chromatin organization; negative regulation of transcription by RNA polymerase II
Cellular component (GO): histone deacetylase complex
Molecular function (GO): histone deacetylase activity
Source: RefSeq, a predicted model, not a curated record
UGUGGUGUGUAUCUUUUCGCUGCCGCAGUUUAUUGCUCGAUCGCUCCGUUGACUCCGUUCUCGUGCCUGCCGAUGCGACCUUCGUCCCGCGUGCCAGCGAUCGUCGCCGCGAGCGCGUCGUUCGCCAUCGUCGGUGUAACCGCGGCGGUGCAUCCGCACGCUAUCGCGCUUACACGCAUCUCGGUAUUAACGUCGUCGUUGUCCGCAAUCGUUAUCGGCGUGAUCGAUCGUGUGUGAGAUUGUGCGGUGCGGAAUAGUUUCCUCGUCGCUGAUAAGAUAGGACGGAGAAACAUUGGACACGACCUAUGGUGACUUCGAGUGUCGUCGGAUUUAUCUUUCCCUCUUUCUCUCUCUCUUUCCUCUCUCUCUUUCUCUAUCCCUCCCUCUCUCUCCCUCUCUCUUUCCACUUUUCUCAUACGUGUGGUAGCACCUGAACUCGCCUAGCGGAGGGACUACGGGAACGGAUCCGAAGCGGACACCGCAUGAGAGAUCAUCUCUUGGAUGCGUGAAAAGAGCGAUAGAGCGACAAACGCGGAGAAAAUCUUGCUGAUAAGACAAGAGUGAUGUUUGUAAAUAAUUAAUCUUUCGGAAACGUGCAUCUACGUCUUGUGGCGAAAAGAUAAUCGCGGUGUCUACAUUUGCGAGUGUUAAAUAAAAGAAAUCUGGAUGGUGCUCCGCAGUGAAUAUUACAUAUCUCAGUGAAUAUAUACUACUUAGAGUGUGGCAUAUGGCCCUGGACUAUGGUACUACCACAUACAAUAUGCACCACACGAAUCAACUAGAAGACGUGGGCUAUAGAAGCGUUGAAAUUACAUCCGCUUUCACGCAUCUGCCUCAAAAGGAGAUGGCCAGAGAUACGCCGGGCUCUCCGAUGCCGCGACCGCGAGAUUUGGGCGCCGGUGGCGGAGGAAGCGCGGCCACGGCUAUUUUGACUUCCGGCACUUAUCACACUGCAGCUGCCGAUACUACCAACAUGCAUGGCCACGCACUGCAGCAGAAGAUACUCGAGCUACAGCAGCAUCAUCAACUUCAACAGCAGAUUCUCCGGCAACAGUAUCAUGCCCAGGAACGACAAUUGGCUGAACUGCAUGAGCAACAGAUGCAUCAACUAAAGCUCUGGGAACAAAAGAAGCAGGAGGAACAAAGGCGAGAGAAGGAAAGACUCGAAGCUCUCAGGAAGAAAGACAAGCAUGAUCAUAGCGCGAAUGCAUCCACAGAAGUCAAGACACGCCUUCAUGAUUUUCUGAUGAAUAAAAAGCAAAGGGAAGCAGCUGCCGCAGCGAACGGAGCAGUACUGCCGGUACCCGGCACACCCGGAUAUAGAAACUGGUUACAACCGCAGUCAGAAUCAUCGAGCACCACGAAUGCGGCUCAUCGAUAUCAGAUGCCACAGAUGCUGGAGAAGUUUGGCGACGAUUUCCCGCCAAACUGUCUUAGAAAGACAGCUUCGGAGCCGAACUUGAAAAUGCGACUAAAACAACGCGUGGAAAGGAACAUGGCUGCGUCGAAAAACUCACCUCUGAUGAUACGCCGGAAGGACCGCCUGGCGUCGCAUCUCAAGCGGAAAUCAUUAUUAGCAAAUUCUGGCAGCAAUCCUGAGUCUGGGCCUAAUUCUCCUCCGACUGUCAAUAAUUCUCAAGCCAGUCCUACUGCUGAAAGCAAUACAGCGAUACAGGAAGAAGGUGAAAAUUCAGCAUAUGGAGGACGUCUCACUAGCAGCAGUCAACAAGGCAGCUUUUCUGAUCUUUCGCUUUUCAGUUCACCGUCCAUGCCUAACAUCUCGUUAGGUAGACCCCAUGUACCGUCGAGCUCAUCAAGUGGGACGAAAUUAGCACCGGUCUCAGAAGCGGAAGUGCGAGCUGCGUUCACGGCGCGUCUCGGCAUGCCGCUCACCGGUCAGAUGCUGCACGGUACCUUACCAUUCUAUCCGUCCCUGACGGUUAUCGAGGGCGAGCCGGCAUACAUCCACAAACAGAUACAACAGAAUCUACAAGAGCAGGUGGCAUCGCCGUCCGCGACGGUGAGUGGUAACAGGCAGCAUCCAGCAAUGGCAGCAGCAGUGUAUCAUGCACCGAUCACGGAUACACAAGUAGCGCAAGCAAGACUGCAAAAGGCUGGUCAUCACCGGCCUUUAGGUAGUAGAACCCAAUCCGCGCCCUUACCGUUAGGUCAUCCAAUGCUACAGAGCGGCAUAAUAGCACCGCCUACGCAUUACGAGGAAUAUCUCGCAGAGAAACAGUUUCACGAUCAGCAACAAGCGCACAAUUACCUGAAACAACAGAUCCGUCAGACUGUCCUGACGCGAGUGGGUUCGCGCGGUCAAACCAAUCAGCUGGAAGAAGCACCAGAGUCCGAAGAAUCCGAAGUAAUAGAUCUCACGGGUAAGAAAGAUCAUUCGGAGGAGAGCGAGAUUUCGAAGCAGACGAGGGGCCGUCAACAAUUCCUUCAACAACAGAGAGAUCUUAUGAUGAGGCAUACAUUGCAAACGAAUGAAUCGACCAUCUACGCUGGAGGUUUAAGCAGAACUUCUCAAUCAGCUAGACCACUCUCUAGAGCAUUGUCGAGUCCUCUAGUACACCUAGGUCCUCAGAGCAGCGAUAUUUUUGCACGAGGUUCUUCGCAUCGACCCACUACGGGAUUAGCUUAUGACCCAUUGAUGUUGAAACAUGCAUGUGUCUGUGGCGAAACGGUCAGAGGUCAUCCUGAACAUGGUGGCCGAUUGCAGAGCGUAUGGGCUAGAUUAUCGGAAACGGGCUUGUUGCAACGUUGCGAUCGAAUACGCUCGCGCAAGGCCACACUCGAAGAGAUUCAAACAUGUCAUAGCGAAGCUCAUGCACUUUUAUUUGGAACGAAUCCGUUGAAUCGACAGAAACUGGAUAUGUCCAAACUAUCGCAACUGCCUAUCAAAAGUUUCGUCCGACUUCCCUGCGGUGGAGUUGGAGUUGAUUCUGACACAACGUGGAACGAGCUUAAUACUGCACCUGCUGCCCGAAUGGCAGUGGGAUGCGUUGUUGACCUUGCAUUCAAGACAGCAGUGGGUGAUAUUAAGAACGGCUUUGCUGUGGUAAGACCGCCUGGACAUCACGCAGAGACCAAUCAAGCCAUGGGUUUUUGCUUCUUCAACUCGGUGGCAAUUGCAGCGAGGCUACUUCAGCAGAAACUCGACGUUAGAAAAAUUUUAAUCUUAGAUUGGGACGUUCAUCAUGGAAACGGUACUCAACAGAUGUUUUAUGAUGAUCCACGAGUGCUGUACCUGUCGAUACAUAGACACGAUGAUGGUAAUUUCUUCCCUGGAACCGGUGGGCCUACUGAAUGCGGUGCUGGCAAAGGUCUCGGUUACAACGUAAACGUGGCAUGGUCAGGUGGCCUGAAUCCGCCCAUGAGUGACGCGGAGUAUCUCGCGGCAUUUCGUACGAUUGUCAUGCCAAUUGCUAAGGAAUUCGAUCCAGACAUCGUGAUCGUCUCAGCCGGCUUCGAUGCUGCUAUUGGUCAUCCGGCGCCAUUGGGUGGCUACAAAGUCAGCCCGGCAUGCUUCGGCAGAAUGACACAACACUUACUUAAUGUGGCUGAUGGCAAGGUCGUCCUUGCCUUAGAAGGAGGCUAUGAUUUAGCGGCAAUCUGCGAUUCGGCACAAGAGUGCGUUCGAGCGCUGCUUGGUGACGAACUUAGUCCUCUCCGAGACGAAGAACUCACGAGAAUUCCUUGCCAAAACGCCAUUGAUACGCUGCAGAAAACCAUCGCUAUCCAGAUGUCACACUGGCCUUGCGUAAAGCUCGCUGCUCAUACAGUCGCAAUGAGUGCUAUAGAGGCGAGCCAGAAGGAACACGACGAAACAGAAACCGUGUCUGCAAUGGCCUCUCUAUCAAUGCAGCAGCCUACAAACCUCACGACCACACCAGAACAUUCCCGAGAGGUCUCCGAAGAGCCAAUGGAUCAGGAAGAGGCCAAGUGAGAUGCAUGAAGGUCAUUCUGCUAGAUGUAGAAGGCAUUAGUUAAUUGCACGAAAUUGUGUAAAUGCUCUUUCAAAUUUCUAAAAGUGCAUUUCUCAGUGCAGAUUGAGGGAGUCGCCAUCACGCAUGACUGUUGCGACAGACGCACGCUCAGCUGCGAAUGUUCUACUUACGAAAACACGAUCAACACGUGUCAAUUCGUACACAAUCCCAUGUUUAAGAUUUUCAAUAUUUUUUUUUCCAAAUGACAAAUGAUAAAAUAAACGACGGCCAAGUAAUAAGGAAGAAAUGAUCUGUAAUAUUUCAUAGAUGGUUGAUGAUAGUUUGCUAUGAUAUGUCAUGAGCUAUGAUAUAUCAUCAACCUUUUUUUUUUUGUGCUGAAUG